UCAGAUGUGCAUUAAACAAUUAAUUUUUUUCUUCGCAACAAAUCAAAGAUUGGAAAAUGAUUAUUCAAAGAAUCUCACGUGAAAUAAAAAUUUUCUUUUGUUUUUGGACUCUUAUCAUAUUGGCGCCCUUUUUGACGGUUAGCCUUUUUUUGAGUUCAUUAUGGAAUCGCUUUUGGAUUCGACUUUUGGCGAACCGCUACAUAAACCUGGAGUUUUCCCGCAGAGACACAAUCAGAUCUUUGAUGGAUACAUUCAGGAAUCAAGGAAUAUUCAAUUUCGUUGUCAAAGUUCAAGGUGAAAUACGCGGCGAUGCAAUACAAAUAAAAUUUUUGGAAAACGUGAUUGAAAAAAGGGACAAACAAGGCAACUUGUGUUAUCCAAAGUUGAAGCUAAAAUUGACAACUUGUUGGGGCAACUAUGCUUGGAUCAAAGAUUCAGAAUUUAACAUUGACGAUCAUUUAUUUUUCGUUUCUCCAUCAUUUCGCGGACGAAUGAUAUCAGAAACAAAUAUUCAGGAGUAUAUAAGCAACAUUGUGUCAAAGUACUUACCAUCCGAUGUUCCACAGUGGCAAAUGUUCGUUAUUCCAACAACUUCUACAGUGAAUCUCAAUGUUGCAUCAACGUCUUCUGCCUCCGAGUCUUCUUAUUACAUCCUAUUUCGAAUCCAUCACUUGCUACUGGACGAAGAGAAUUUGUGUAUAAAGGACUUGUUGUGUUUAAAAAAUGUAGAAAAAACUCAAGCAAUUUCUCAUUCAAUGGAAAUUGAAGAAAGCUUGUCUCGUAACUAUUUAUUGGACUUGAUAGAGCCUCCAAUACACAUUCCUCGAUUGUACAAUACUAUAACUUCCAGCAUAGUGAAUCGUUGGAACGAAUUUUGUUACUAUUUUGAUCCUGCCAUCGAAAAUCCAUCGAAAAAUUCGAACGAAAGUCUUCUGCAAUUGAUUGCUGUUCUUUUAAUCAUUUCUGUGACAGUAAUUCAAAAGUUUUACAAAGGAUUUCAUGCAGUUCAGGAUAAUUUACUGAUUCGCACACGAUUUUUUCAAACUGUACUUGCGGAGGAAUGCAAAAAACGUGAUUUGUCGUGGGAGACGGUGAGUAAGGUGGUGUCACCAGUUCAUGCGAUUCGUGAUAUUUUUCAUUUCUGGGCAUGGUUGGGGUUGACUUUUGCCCUGACCUUUCCGUACAAAUGUUUGCUUGAAACGAUUGCCGUAACGCAGUUCAUUCUCAAUGGGAAACCAACAAAACGCAGUACAUUUUAUAAAGUUUUCUACGAUUACGUGCCACUUUUAUGGGGCGCAACGAAAGAAGCUUUUACAAUUUUCUACACCAUUUAUUCCGGACCAAUGUUGAUUUACCAAGAGCUUUUUGGAAGAAACAAAUUUUGUGACACUCAUUCUUUGCAAAAGGUCUCACUUUGUGGUCGCAAAGUCAUAUCGUGGUCAGACAAAAUUGACCUCAAUGUCAUUAAAGCGAAAGAGAAAAGCUCACCUACGAAUGAGACGGAAAUUGUGCUUGCUGCCAUCGCUAAUUCAUUGCAUGACUUUUUGGGAAAGACUGACAAGCGAAACGCACCACCACAACAGUUUGACAUAGGUUUCACGGGAAUUGAAGAUCAUCAUCUUAUUGGGUCGCAUCCUUUGAAUUCAGAUAAAAAUGGAAUAAUUUGCUUGUCGAUACCGUUAAACUCCCAAUAUCAAAUGAGAAGAAUUCGGAACAUAAUUAGUAAAAUCCGUGAGACACAACUUCCGAAUUACGUUCUUAGCAAGUACAAUCGGCAGUUUCACAUCUUUACAAAUUCCAUUCCGAAGGUUUGGAUGAGAAUUCUUAUCAACUAUUUGUCUCGAAAGUAUCCAGUUAUUGUAACGCAAGUUGUAGAUUCUGCUGAGACUCGGGAAGAACGGCAAAAAGAUUUGAUGACAUUGUGGGGAGAUCCUGUGCAAGACUUAUUAUACUUUCCCCCACCACAAUCAAAUGUUUGUAUAUCACUAAUUCUCCAAAGAUUUAAAGGGAGCCACAUUCGCUUAGGAGUAAUUGCAGAUGCUCAACUUAGUUCCAAUCAAGGAGUGAUUUCAAAAGGAUUCAAGAGACAUUUGGACACACUAAUAUCCGAAAUAAAAUAAUUUUUUUUUUAUUUU
Molecule: messenger RNA, 2135 nt
Organism: Culicoides brevitarsis
Lineage: Eukaryota; Metazoa; Arthropoda; Insecta; Diptera; Ceratopogonidae
Exons: 5
Coding region: 57-2120 (687 amino acids)
Biological process (GO): triglyceride biosynthetic process
Cellular component (GO): plasma membrane
Source: RefSeq, a predicted model, not a curated record